UAAAGGCGGGAGGGUGCAGGGCGAAGUGGCGGGAGAAGCGACCUGCGCGGAGAGGUGGCCCAAAGGGUCCCCUCCCGUCACGGGGUGCACGGGCAGAGGUCUUUAUACACCUGGAAGGAGAGAAAUGUCCAGACGCAGUAGCCGGUUGCAAGCUAAGCAGCACCUCCAGCCCAGUCAGCCAGACUCCCCUCAAGAAGCCCAGGUAGUGCCGGGCAAGAAGAGGAAAGCAGCCCAGGAUGCCAAAAAAAAGAACGAAGAGGUCGCCAAGAAACAACAGUAUGAGAUUAGGAAUUGUUGGCCACCUGUGUUAUCUGGAGGGAUAAGCCCUUGCAUUAUCAUUGAAACGCCACACAAAGAGAUAGAGACAAGGGAUUUGUCCAGAUUUACAAAUUACAGAUUUAAAAACUUUUUCAUUAAUCCUUCACCUUUACCCGAAUUAAGCUGGGGAUGUUCAAAUGAUGUUUGGCUAAACAUGUUAAAGAAAGAGACCAGAUACAUUCAUGACAAACAUUUUGAAGUUCUUCAUUCUGACUUGGAACCACAAAUGAGGUCAAUACUUCUAGACUGGCUCUUAGAGGUUUGUGAAGUAUACACACUUCAUAGGGAAACAUUUUAUCUUGCACAAGAUUUUUUUGAUAGAUUUAUGUUGACACAGAAGGAUAUAAAUAAAAAUAUGCUUCAACUCAUUGGAAUUACCUCAUUAUUCAUUGCUUCCAAACUUGAGGAAAUCUAUGCUCCUAAACUCCAAGAGUUUGCUUAUGUUACUGAUGGUGCUUGUAGUGAAGAUGAUAUCUUGAGGAUGGAACUCAUGAUAUUGAAGGCUUUAAACUGGGAACUUUGUCCUGUAACAGCCAUCUCCUGGCUGAAUCUCUUCCUUCAAGUUGAUGCUCUUAAAGAUGCUCCUAAAGUUCUUCUACCUCAGUAUUCUCAGGAAAAGUUCAUUCAGAUAGCUCAGCUUGUAGAUCUCUGUAUUCUAUCCAUUGAUUCCUUAGAGUUCCAGUACAGAAUACUGGCUGCUGCUGCCUUAUGUCAUUUUACCUCAAUAGAAGUGGUUAAGAAAGCCUCUGGUUUGGAAUGGGACAACAUUUCAGAAUGUGUGGGCUGGAUGGUGCCUUUUGCCAAUGUUGUAAAAAAUGCCAGUCCAGCAAAGCUCAAAAUUUUCAAGAAAGUUCCCAUGGAAGAUAGACACAAUAUCCAGACACAUACAAAUUAUCUGGUUAUGCUGGAUGAAGUAAAUUAUACAAAUACCUUCAUAAAGAGGGGACAGUUGUCACCGGUAUGCAGUGGAGGGAUUAUGACACCACCUAAAAGCACUGAAAAGCCUCCAGGAAAACACUAAAGAACUGGGGGAGGGGGAACCUGGAACUAUGUAUCGGGUAAAAUUUCAUAGAACUGAACUCAAGUAUUUCCAUGGUAAUAGUGCUAUGACCAUCCUAAUCAAUUCAGAAGUUUCACUGCCAUUCUACAAUGUUUUUUUUUUAAAAAAAAAAAUGGCACUGAGGAAAAAAUGAAAUUUAGGUUUAUUCUUGCUAGC
This is a messenger RNA of Erinaceus europaeus (western European hedgehog), 1534 nucleotides long. RefSeq names its product cyclin E2 (gene CCNE2). The coding region runs from base 125 to 1339 and encodes 404 amino acids. Gene Ontology annotation, molecular function: cyclin-dependent protein serine/threonine kinase regulator activity. Lineage: Eukaryota; Metazoa; Chordata; Mammalia; Eulipotyphla; Erinaceidae. Gene Ontology annotation, biological process: regulation of cyclin-dependent protein serine/threonine kinase activity; G1/S transition of mitotic cell cycle. Gene Ontology annotation, cellular component: cyclin E1-CDK2 complex; cytoplasm; nucleus. The record is from RefSeq and is a predicted model, not a curated record. The transcript has 12 exons.